Molecule: messenger RNA, 1950 nt
Organism: Populus nigra (black poplar)
Lineage: Eukaryota; Viridiplantae; Streptophyta; Magnoliopsida; Malpighiales; Salicaceae
Product: purine-uracil permease NCS1
Exons: 1
Coding region: 100-1794 (564 amino acids)
Biological process (GO): transmembrane transport; nucleobase transport
Cellular component (GO): plasma membrane
Molecular function (GO): nucleobase transmembrane transporter activity
Source: RefSeq, a predicted model, not a curated record
UAUGAGAGUGACAAUACAAACCACACCUUCCUAUCUCUACAGAUACCGUAGAAUCUACACCUCAGAACCUCCAUCUGAAUCUUUUUAGUGGAAAAAACCAUGUUGUCCAAAUGUUUCACCCUCCAUCUCCAUCCCCACCUCUCUUCCACCUCUUUAAUCACCCAAAACUCAAGACUUUCUCUAUCCUUGACCACAAAACUAAAUGCAACACAAAUCCGAAACCAAGUUCACCCUUUCCUUCCAGCAAGAAGAUACUCCAGGUUGACCCCAAUGGCAUCAAGCCAAUCCUCAAGAAAUGAUCCAAAACUUGACCAUUUCGAGCCCGAUCCAAUACUUACGAAUGAUGAUCUCAAACCAACAACACCUGCUGAACGGACAUAUUCCGGCUGGGAAAUGGCUAGUCUAUGGAUUGGUCUUGUUGUGGGUGUGCCGUCAUAUUACUUGGCAGGUAGUCUUGUUGACCUGGGCAUGGCAUGGUGGCAAGGAAUUGCAACAGUUGUUGCUGCCAACAUAAUCCUACUAGUCCCAUUAAUCUUAACAGGUCAUCCAGGCACACGUUACGGCAUCUCUUUCCCGGUCUUGGCAAGAUCUUCUUUUGGAAUUCGCGGUGCGCACAUUCCUACUCUACUUAGAGCAUUGGUUGGUUGUGGCUGGUAUGGUAUCGAGACUUGGAUUGGUGGUGAGGCAAUUUUCAUUCUUCUACCACAAUUCAUCAAAGAAAAUUCUUCGUGGUGUCAGUUCUUACCUUGGCUUGGUACUUCUCCAUUAGAAUUUGCUUGCUUUAUUGUGUUCUGGGUAGCUCAAUUGGCCAUAGUUUGGAAGGGAAUGGAUGGAAUUAGAGAGCUUGAGAAGUUCUCUGCUCCCAUUUUAAUCAUACUCACUUCUUGUUUGCUCAUUUGGGCUUAUGUGAAAGCCGGUGGUUUUGGUUACGUGCUCUCUAUUUCCUCUAGGUUGUCUCCAUCUGAGUUUUGGGCUCUGUUCUUUCCUUCCCUUACCGCAAAUAUAAGUUUUUGGGCUACUCUUGCACUUAACAUACCAGAUUUUACUCGAUAUGCCAAGAGCCAAACUGAUCAGAUUAUUGGCCAUGCUGGUCUUCCAAUUUUCAUGGGAGCAUUUACAUUUGUUGGCCUAGCUGUAACCUUAUCUACCAAAGUGAUUUUUGGCCAUGUGAUAUCUAGUCCAAUCCAACUCCUUGAGCGAAUCGGAGGGCUCACAACAAUGAUCUUAGCUAUCUUUGGAAUUAGCCUUGCCACAAUCACAACAAACAUUGCUGCCAAUGUUGUAGCACCUGCCAAUGCUCUUGUAAAUCUCAGCCCUUCAAAGUUCACAUUUAGGAGAGGUGCUCUUUUAACUGCGUUGCUUGGUAUUGCUUUUCAGCCUUGGAGGCUUCUACAAUCAAGCGAGAGUUUUGUAUAUACUUGGCUAGUUGGCUACUCGGCUCUCUUGGGCCCAAUCGGGGGCAUAGUUUUAGCAGAUUAUUAUCUUAUUCGAAAGACUGAUUUGAGUGUCAAUGACUUGUAUUCUUUGAGUCCUUAUGGGGCAUACUAUUAUUCAGGGGGUUAUAAUUUGGCCGCCAUGGCAGCUCUUAUUGCUGGGAUUUUGCCAGUAAUACCAGGUUUCCUGCAGAAUGUUGGAGUUGUUUCUAGUAUUCCAGAGACUUUCGUGGUCAUCUACAAUAAUGCUUGGUUUUUUAGCUUUUUCUUGGCAGGUUUUCUGUAUUGGUCUGUUUCCGUUCUAACAGGAAAACGGAAGAAGUCGCUAUCUAGAGAUCCCCUCUUGCCAAGUGAAACCUGAGCUUAUACGAAAUUACAUACUGUUUUCUAAGAACAAUUACUGUAUUACAUUUUCUAUUGUAAGUUCAUCGAUGAUAUUUUUAUUUUGUAAAAAAUUGGGGACCGAAACCUGUAAAAGCAGUGUUUAGUUAAUCUAUAUGUUUUCCUUUGAAAACCA